UCAGUUUUCAUGCUUUGCAUUUUCCAGGGUGGAGUGCUGGUGCUAUGGGUUACUCUGAAUUUACUGCUAAAAUGGUCGAUCUCGCUUGACCUUAAGGCCGUAGGAGUUUUUAUUUUAUUGAAUUUUAAAUGUACGUUUAUAUAUGAUUUUUUUUUUUUACCUUACAUAGAGAGGUUCUGACGUCACUUUCGCUUGGACUAGUGAUGCAGUAACAUCAUUAACGCGAAGGAACAGAAGAACACUUAUUCAUCCAACCAGGCACUCAUUUUCCAAAAAGGAAAAGUUGUGAAAUGAAGCUUUUCUUUAAUACGUUCCCUGUGAUCUUGUUUUUCCUCGACUAUGGUGUGUCUGGCGUUGGAUCAGAUGUAGUCCCAGUGUCUCUGAAGGAGGGAGAUUCAGUUAUUUUUGACACUGGUGUUAAAACAAAACAACAAGAAGAUAUUAAAUGGUACUUUUAUGACACUCGCAUCGCUCAGAUCAGUGGAGACCUCAUUCACAUCUGUACAGACGUUCAGUGUAAAGAUAGCGACGAGAGAUUCAGAAACAGACUUAAGCUGGAGAAUCAGACCGGAUCUCUGACCGUCAUGAACAUCACAAACACAGACUCUGGACUCUAUGAACUGAAGAUCAUCAGCAGCACAAGCAGCAGUGAAAAAAUCUUCAAUGUUACCAUAAAUGGUGUUUCUGAAAUGAAGACAAAGUCGGCGAAGGAGAGAGAAUCUGUUACUUUAGAAACCGAAAAAACGCAAACCCUAAAUCAUGGGAUGACGUGGUAUUUCAAUGAGACUCUCAUCGGUAAAAUCCCUGGAGAUCAGAGUAAGAUCUGCGCAGAUGUUAAGUGUAACGAGAGAUUCAGAGACAGACUGAAGCUGGAUCUUCAGACUGGAUCUCUGACCAUCAUGAACAUCAAGACUACAGACUCUGGACUCUAUAAACUACUGAUGACCAGCGUUGACGGCAGCUUCAGCAUCCUCCGAGUGAAGACACUCAGUGUUACAGGCAUUGAUUCAGGUCUGUCUUUAGUUGCUGUAGGAAUAUGUGCUGCUCUUCUUCUGGUGGCUGCUGCUGUUAUUGGUGUGGUUUACUGUAGCCGCAAGAAACAUACAUCGGUACCACAGAAUGACGAAGACGUUAAUAACUCGCAGUCGAACCCGGAAGACGUUUCUUUGAGUGACGCAGAACUUCCUUGAAUCAGACUCGAGGCCGAGGCAGCCAAUCCAAUACUUUCGUUGAAAGGGACAGUAAAACGAAUUAAAAAAAGGAAUUAAACAUAGUAACAUGUUAUUAGCAAUGGAACAGUAAGGGCUAUUUAUUAGAGGUUUAUUGAAGUGAUCCAGACAGGAACAUCCGUUUCUAGUCUUUGCACUAUAACUGAUAUCUGGUUCGACAUAUCAAUUAUUUGCUCUCGCCUGCAUCGAUUUAUAACCGACAGAACAGACUGUUUUUUAACAUUUACCUCACGAGACCAGGAUUUGGCACAAAGUCUUAACUGCUGGUAACUUUGACUAGUUUAACUGGUAUUGCUGCAAUUUCUGGAAAAGAUUGUAUAAUUUGAUCGCUAAUGUUUAUGGUGUAAUCAACACUAGCCCUUAGUCAUCGGUUUUCAUCGCGAUGCACUUACCACUGGGAAAAAAACACCCUUAAUAAGCUCGGAAAUGUUUUUAUUUUAAAGCUAGUCAAACACUUUGCAGCCAUUUUGUUAUGCUCGCUGCCAAUAACCGACACAAACUGUGGUAAACGUUGUUACUUAAACUUGAAAAAAUGUGAUAUUUGGAGGAAUGUUACAGAAUCAAAGUCGCAAUCAAAUCAUCUUGGACUUUUUAUGAGGUGCUACUUGUUCUUUUAUUUUGAGAUGUCUGGAUUAAACCGUAACAGAGUGUGUUGUGAUUGUUUUUUAUACUCAAUGAAUUAUUGUAUUUACUGUUAAUGUAACAGAUAGCCUUAAAAUUCCUGUAGCACUGAAGUUACCGUAAACCGCUAUGAAGCAGAUGCCGAUGUCAUACUUCUCCUACCUCUUAAAAAGUCUUCCUAAACACUAAAAAAAAUAAAGAAACAUGACAGAA
Puntigrus tetrazona (Sumatra barb) is the source of this 2063-nucleotide messenger RNA. RefSeq lists its product as uncharacterized. The record is from RefSeq and is a predicted model, not a curated record. The coding region runs from base 291 to 1190 and encodes 299 amino acids. The transcript is spliced from 5 exons. NCBI's taxonomy places the organism in Eukaryota, Metazoa, Chordata, Actinopteri, Cypriniformes, Cyprinidae.